CUUGUCGGAUGCGGCUCUGCAGCUCUUGGAGCAGCGAAAUCAGGGUGGGAAGAGCCACGGGAUCGCUUCGGUGUGUCUAUUUAAGGGUGAGGGACAAGAGAAUGUGUCGCAUUCCCCAGCACAAGGACCCUCAACUUACCCGACAUCCUGCGACUCCUCGCUUAGUCUUUUUGUCCUAUCCCUGCCACGCGCAACCAUGGCCAGCGACAUGAAAACCUGUGUCCGGUGCCUGCAGUCGGUCGGCUCGAUGACCACGGACGAAGGCCUCCUAUGUCUUCUCAGUCAGGCUGAUGGACGCCUCGUCGAGAAGGUUUUUGAGAAGGAUCAGCUUCGAAGUCAGCGGAGAGUGGCUAGCGAUCCCCGAGAGGACACUUCCGCGGCAUAUAUUGUGACCGAACAUCAAGCAUUCAUCGUCUACAUAGGCGAAAGUAACCAGCUCCAGUGCAGCGCAUUUGUUCGCAGGAGGGAGAAGUGGAAGCCUGUGGCGCUAAAGGGCUUAGGGGACGUCGUCGUCCAUCCGACGAGCCGAGUCAGCGGGACGCCGACACCUAAUGGCGCUGUAGUGUUCUACCAGGAUACCGACGGCGCCAUCUGUACCGUCCGAUAUAUUGAGGAGACUAACUCGUGGGAGAAGGGCAUGCCAGUUUCCACCAAUGCCCGCAUCGGUACGCCGAUCUGCACAUUUGCAUCAGACAAGGCCGUGGUCGUGUCUGUGGUGAAUGAGGACGGAGACGUGUGUUGUCAUGUUCGCGACUUUGGAAUAGGCGAAUGGACAGAGACAAUCAUCCCCAACUCCCGGGGCGAGGAGCCCGUGACGAACAUACUGGUAACCCAAGAUAUGGAAAGCGGCAGGCUUGAGGCGUUCGUGUUGGGCAAGGCAGAGGUCGUAAAAAUAGGAGAGGACGGGAACCGAGUUACCUUGGGCUCAGUCUCAUCCUCGACAGGCGUGUUUGAGCCCGCUAGCGCGGCCGAGUCAGCCUUACGGAUUUUCAGGAGGUUAUUCGAGGGCUACGAGCAUACGGUGGUGUAUCAUCACAUCGUCGUUCACAACUACGAAACGCCGUACUAUGGUAGUAGUGGUUAUGUUUACUACGGGCCCUGGGAUAGGGCGCAAAAGGUAAAUAUUUCGGAACGAUGUGGGCAUUAUUUUGUCGAUCCGUGGUGCUAGCAAGGUGGGUGGAAGAAGGGGUUGACAAUUAGGUGCUGCGUCGGGCGCAUGGGUGCAGGCAUUGGAGGGAUUAGGUUCUGUUGGUAUUGGUGGUGAUGGAGACGACUUCGGUGACGUCUGUUCUCCCUUGUCAUCUUCUGCUGCUUCUCCUCUUCGUGUUGCUACUAGGAAUCCCACACAUCCCAACCUACAAU
This is a messenger RNA of Durotheca rogersii, 1362 nucleotides long. RefSeq lists its product as uncharacterized. NCBI's taxonomy places the organism in Eukaryota, Fungi, Ascomycota, Sordariomycetes, Xylariales, Xylariaceae. The transcript is spliced from 3 exons. Bases 197 to 1168 code for a protein of 323 amino acids. The record is from RefSeq and is a predicted model, not a curated record.